Messenger RNA from Penicillium atrosanguineum, 2238 nucleotides. RefSeq names its product alpha-galactosidase. Gene Ontology annotation, biological process: carbohydrate catabolic process. Gene Ontology annotation, molecular function: alpha-galactosidase activity. NCBI's taxonomy places the organism in Eukaryota, Fungi, Ascomycota, Eurotiomycetes, Eurotiales, Aspergillaceae. The coding region runs from base 1 to 2238 and encodes 745 amino acids. The transcript is spliced from 3 exons. The record is from RefSeq and is a predicted model, not a curated record.
AUGGUCCGUUUCACAACCAGACUGGCGCCUGCUGCAGGGCUGGUGGCGCUUCUCAGUUGCCCAACCGUGGCCCAAGCUGCCUCUAGUAAUGUUGUUGUGGACGGCACAAGCUUCGCCCUCAAUGGCGAAAAUGUUUCCUAUCGCUUCCACGUGGACAACAGUACAGGCGACUUGAUAUCCGAUCAUUUCGGAGGUAUUGUAACAGGGGAUAUCCCCGCCGAUAUCGUCUCUUCGAUUAAUGGCUGGGUUGGCGAGCCAGGCCGAGUCCGUCGGGAAUUCCCCGAUCAAGGCCGUGGUGACUUCCGUACCCCCGCGAUCCGUGUUCGGCAAACCGACGGCUACACGGUGUCAGACUUGCAGUACCAAUCUCACACCGUGAUUCAGGGGAAACCAGAAUUGCCGGGCCUACCGGCUACGUUCGGCACUGGAGACGAUGUAACUACAUUGACUGUUCGUCUGUAUGACAACUAUAGCUCUGUGGCUGCCGACCUCUCUUAUUCUAUCUUUUCCAAGUACGACGCCGUUGUGCGAAGUGUCAAUGUCACCAACAUGGGCAAGGGAAAUAUCACCGUCGAGGCGCUUGCCAGUAUGAGUGUGGACUUUCCCUUCGAGGAUCUUGAUAUGAUCACCUUGAGUGGCGACUGGGCGCGAGAGGCCCAUCCCCAGCGAAGAAAGGUCCAGUAUGGCACACAGGGGGUUGGAAGCAGCGCAGGCUACUCUUCGCAUCUCCACAACCCUUUCUUGGCACUGGUGGACCCGGCCACUACGGAAUCCAGUGGUGAAGCAUGGGGCUUUUCGCUUGUCUACACUGGUUCCUUCUCUGUCGAUGUAGAAAAGGGAUCUCAAGGCUUUACCCGUGCUCUUCUUGGAUUGAACCCAAAUCAGCUGUCAUGGUCGCUUGGGCCUGGCGAGUCCCUCACAUCCCCCGAGUGCGUCUCCGUGUACUCAAACAAUGGCAUCGGCGGCAUGUCCCGCAUGUUCCACCGUCUCUAUCGCAAUCAUCUCAUCAAGAGCAAGUUCGCGACAUCGGACCGCCCACCUCUGCUCAACAGCUGGGAAGGUCUUAGCUUUAACUACAACGCUAGCACAAUUGUCGACCUUGCCCAAGAAUCAGCAGACCUUGGCAUCAAACUGUUCGUCCUGGACGAUGGCUGGUUUGGUGUCAAGUAUCCGCGCGACGAUGAUAACGCCGGCCUCGGUGACUGGACCCCUAAUCCCGCCAAGUUCCCCCAUGGUCUCGCCUCUCCCGUAGACCAAAUCACCGGUCUUCAAGCUGCGAAUACAUCGACCGAUCUGCGAUUCGGAAUUUGGGUCGAGCCCGAGAUGGUCAAUCCCAAUUCUACCCUGUAUCACGAGCACCCAGACUGGGCCAUGCACGCUGGAUCUUACCCUCGCACAUUGCAGCGAAACCAACUCGUGCUUAACGUGGCCCUGCCAGAGGUCCAAGAUUUCAUCAUCGAUUUCAUGACGAAACUCCUCAACAGCGCGGACAUCUCCUACAUCAAAUGGGACAAUAACAGAGGAAUUCACGAGAUGCCCUCCCCAUCCACCGACCAUAAGUACAUGCUUGGAAUGUACCGUGUCUUCGAUACCCUGACUACCCGAUUCCCCAAUGUCCUCUGGGAAGGCUGCGGCUCCGGCGGUGGCCGCUUCGAUGCCGGUGUCCUACAAUACUUCCCUCAGAUCUGGGCAUCAGAUGACACCGACGCCAUGGAGCGCAUCACCAUCCAGCUCGGAACGUCUCUUGUCUACCCGCCUAGCGCUAUGGGGGCUCAUCUCUCUGCAGUUCCCAAUCAACAAACUGGGCGCACCCUGCCUAUUUCAUUCCGCGGACACGUGGCUAUGAUGGGUGGUUCAUUUGGACUGGAACUCGACCCAGCCGACAUGCCCGCAGAUGAUAAAGCUGCUCUACCUGGUCUCAUCAAGCUUGCUGAAAAGGUCAACCCGCUUAUUCUGAAAGGGGAUUUGUACCGUCUCAGCCUACCAGAAGACUCAAACUGGCCUGCCGUUCUGUUCAUCUCUGAAAACGGGUCGCAGGCGGUGCUGUUCUACUUCCAGACUGCUCCUCGUAUCAAUAACUCUAUCCCUCGGGUCAGAUUCCAGGGUCUGGAUUCGGCAGCGAUGUAUAAGGUUGAAGGAAAGGGUGUUUAUUCUGGUGCGACUUUGAUGAACAUGGGGCUGCAAUUCCCAUUUGAUACGGAUGUGGGAAGUAUAGUGGUAUUCUUGGAGAAGGAGUGA